AAAAAGGAUUUGGCGCGCAAACGUGUGCGAGGCCGGGACCAGCUGGGAACAAUAACAGUGCCUGAGUUCAGUGCAAGCGGAUCUGAGGGGCUCGGCUGAACUCGCUGGUGGAAAGACGCGCGGGAAAAAGCUGCAGCCGGAUUUUGGGGGGGGGGGGGGUAAUCUCGGAGAGACCUGAGCGGAGCAAGGCUGGGCAGCAAGGAAGUCGGCACUGGCUCGGAGAGCGUGGGUGGAAGAGUGCCCUGCGAUGUGCUGCUGUCUGUAACCCCCACCCUUCCUUUCCCUUCCGUUGCUUUUCCGAGAGGCGCCCAGAGACGACUCGCCGAUGUCCUGCACAGCCGCCCUGGUGCCCUCCCUCCUCGCUCUCGCCUUUCAACUUACGGCCCUGGCUGGCGCUGGACACAAUUUCCCGGGCCUCUGCUCUUAAAGAGGAUGGGGCGUGUUCCAUCCUACCAGCCUCUGCCAUCCGGUGUCUUCCUCCACCGCAGCGGCCGGGACGAUGGCAGUAGUCCGCUGAUGCGACUUUGAUUCCUGGGUGGGGGGCUCAAGACGGGGGACAGAGUUUUGAUUUCCUGCGGUGUGUGGAGGGGGCCAAACCCAGGCUCCCCCCACCCCCACCCACCCUUCCUCCAAGUUCUCGGGCAUGUGAGUCCCAGCGCUUUGUGCCAUGUCUCUGGAGGGGCUGGAAGUAACUCAGAAUGUGGCAGACCUGGAAGCCUUGCUGAGGGGAGCAGAGGCCAUCCAUGUUUUGGAACAGCAGAUUGUGAUCAUUUCCACUCCAGACCAACUCCCCGCGCCCGAAGGAGAGAACGACACCGAGCUGCUGCUCUUUGCCACUCCACAGCCCGCCCGAUUGGAGACCGUAACGCAGAGGCCUGCUCUAGAACGGCCACCGGUAAAACGGAAACUGAACUUGGAGACUGACCAUCAGUACAUUGCAGAAAAUGCUCAGGUGGCCCGAGGAAAAGCCAAACACCCUAUAAAAGGGUUAAAGUCUCCUGGAGAGAAAUCCCGCUACGAAACUUCUCUCAACCUGACCACCAAGCGCUUCUUAGAGCUAUUGAGUCAAUCUCCUGAUGGUGUUGUGGAUCUCAACUGGGCUGCUGAAGUGCUGAAGGUGCAGAAGAGGCGUAUCUAUGAUAUCACAAAUGUCCUGGAGGGCAUCCAGCUCAUCACCAAGAAAUCCAAGAAUCAUAUUCAGUGGCUGGGGAGCCGGUCUACUGUGGGGGGCACCAGCAAGAGCCAAGAGUUAAUGAAGGAACUCCAGGAUCUUCAGGCAGCAGAACAGCACCUGGACAGCCUCAUCCAGAUGUGUACUACUCAAUUCAAGAUCCUCACUGAGGAGCCUGAAAACAAGGAUUCAGCUUAUGUGACUUGCCAAGAUCUUCGCAGCAUUGCAGACCCCUCAGAGCAGCUGGUGAUGGUGAUCAAAGCCCCCCCAGAGACACAGAUGCAAGUGUCUGACCCUGCAGAGGCUUUCCAGAUUGCUGUGAAAAGUACUCAGGGCCCUGUUGAUGUGUUCCUAUGCCCUGAAGAGAGCUCUGGUGUUUGCAGUCCAACCAAGAGUCCAUUGAAAGUGGCUACUGAGGAACCUUCUCCAGAAUCUUCACAAACAGCAACCUCUGUGCUUAUCUACCCUUCCCAGGAUACGAAUUUGCCAUUGCUGAGUGGAGACCAAGAACCUUUGUUAUCUGGAGAGACUACACUGCCUCUGAAGUGUCCCGGGGAUGAUGUAAACCUCUCACCACUGGCUUCUGUGGAUGCCUUGCUUCUGCAGGGCAAGGAUGACUUCUCAAGUUUUCUGCCCUCUGAAUUCAUUGCACUUUCACCACCCCAGACUCAGGACUAUCAUUUUGGGCUCGAGGAGGGUGAAGGCAUCAGUGAGCUCUUUGACUGCGACUUUGGAGAUUUCGCUUCCUUGGAUUUCUGAGUAUCCUUGGGUUGGGGGAGAGGGGAGUGCCACCUGGCCAACUCUACCCCACCAUGGGAGAUCUUUUUGCAGCUGACAUCUGAAUAUAAUUCCAAGGCUAGCUGUGGCCUUCAGGACCAGUGUGCUGUAAAUCAGAUGCCAGGGAAGGAAAACGGCAGCUGCAAUGGGGCAUCGGUAACAGUGAGAGCACUCAGCUCCUGGAAGGGCUGCCUUAAUGCUGGCCAUCUCCCUGUAAUUGAGGGAGAUGGCUGUGAAGCUAAUUGCUGCUGUGAAUGUUGCAAGCCUGUUUUUGUGACCUGAUUGAGAGUCAGCAGGCAUCACCUCAAGCCUGCUGUGCCCAGGCCCAGAGUAGUAGUAAUACUUAGGAAUGGGUGAGUAGUGUCACCUUGAUUCUCUGGAGCCAUGUUUGGAAUCUGUAGGGAUAGUGCUAGUGAUGCUGUUGCAGCAGCCUAGUUAUUCUUGUUGAACCACUCCUUUCCCUGAAUUUCACUUUAGAUCACACUUAGCUGUGGGCAGGCCCCUUUUUUAUCAGGUGCUUAUUUUUCUAUGUUUUGAGCAAUUUCUCACCUUGCCUUAGAAAAACAAGGUGGUCAGAAGCUAUCCUUAGAAUGGAGGCCAUUCCAUUCCUUUCUCAGCAAACUGUUUGGGUUGUGUGGCAGAAGCGCUAUGCACAUUAUUGUGAGGGACAGCUUUCUGCCAGACAGCUGUAGGAGAAGGUGACCAGAAUGGUACUUCUCAGAACAGUCAGCAAUCCCCUAUCUUCCUACAAUCCAUCUCUUUCUGGUUGGCUGGCAUUUUUAACUUGUGAUCCAGGGCUGGGAAAAUCUUUUUGCUGGCAGAUUGUACACAAGGGAUAUCUAACCCAGUGGUCAAAGAAUGGCCAUGGGGAGGAGAGAAAGCCAACUGGAUGGAUAGGAUGGGUGAUAUGAUGGGAGCCUUUUGUUAAACAAGCUGCUCAAACUAGUGAAACAUAAUGGGUAACUGGAUGUGUCAGAAAAGUGGAUGGGCUUCCCCCCCCCCUUUUU
This is a messenger RNA of Candoia aspera, 2955 nucleotides long. RefSeq names its product E2F transcription factor 1 (gene E2F1). Bases 668 to 1930 code for a protein of 420 amino acids. Lineage: Eukaryota; Metazoa; Chordata; Lepidosauria; Squamata; Candoiidae. Gene Ontology annotation, biological process: regulation of transcription by RNA polymerase II; G1/S transition of mitotic cell cycle. Gene Ontology annotation, cellular component: Rb-E2F complex. The record is from RefSeq and is a predicted model, not a curated record. The transcript has 7 exons. Gene Ontology annotation, molecular function: RNA polymerase II cis-regulatory region sequence-specific DNA binding; DNA-binding transcription factor activity, RNA polymerase II-specific; protein dimerization activity.